Messenger RNA from Salvelinus sp. IW2-2015, 1221 nucleotides. NCBI's taxonomy places the organism in Eukaryota, Metazoa, Chordata, Actinopteri, Salmoniformes, Salmonidae. The record is from RefSeq and is a predicted model, not a curated record.
UCUGCCUUCAGUUUCCUCCUACUGAUGGGCUUCACAGUGGGGCACUUGAGGAGAUACCGCCACAAUAAGAAAUGUGAAAACGUGUACAUAACCAGGACGUUCGUUCAUUUUGAUGAGAAGCAGAAGGCAGAAGGAAGUGCUCCCCCUCACAUUGAAGGAGGCCAGACUACAUCACCAUCCCUUCCCCUCGACUCAGUGCCARGGAAGGGAAAGCCAUGCUGUUUCCCAGUGUUCACCUAUUGUCUAGCCUGGGUCUUGUUCAUAGGUGUUGAUGUACUCAUGUUCUGGUUAGUUGAGGUCAUCAGAACGCGACUUCAUGGGCUAGAACCAUUUCAUGAUCCUUUGAUUAUGAACAUAAAUGUAAGUAGCUAUGUUAGUAAAACACACAACAAGAUACAGUCUUAGUCAAUMAUUUAUUGCAUUAAUGAAUUCAAUACAAUCUAGCCACUAGGCUAUAACCCUGUUGCUCUACUGAACCAUUGUUGUUUCAGGAAGACAUGACUGUUAUUGGUGUCCCCAUUUCAGAGGAGAUCAACAGGAGGGAUUUCUCCUACCAGGUGUCCAURUUUGAGAGGAGUUGCCUUCCUAAACACAGACUACUACUCUAUGACUCCAUCCUGCCUCUGGUUGUGUUACUAMCUGCCCUUCUCAGUAUGGCCCUGAUGUCUGCCAAGCUCACACAGAUCAGGCUCAUGGCGUUCGAGCAGUUCUUCUCCACCAAUGCUGAGGACAGGGUGGAGUUUCUGCAUGCUAAGAUCCUGAAGAAGAGAUCAAGAAAGGAAGGGAACAGGAAAGCUAAGGAAAGCAGUCUGAGAUCCCUCAUUCAGAAGCCAGAUUUCUGGUGUCCAAUACUCUACAGACCACAGGAGGACGACCCCAUUCAGUAAGCAAGCUAGACUUUCUGCUGCCACAGGAAGAAGUGAGAGACACCCUUUUUUGUUGAAAUUGUGAAAUGUGAUUUAUGUAACACGUUACAUUAUAUAACAACUCUAAUCUAGACUAAUGACAUGUUGUCAUUGUAAAUACAUACAGUAUUUUGGUUUGUUAAUUCACGUACCUGUAUAAAUAAACAUGUAUUUAUAAUAAUAAAAAUAAAGGUUAAAUUAUGGUUACCAAGGUUUCCAAGCAGCUUUUUGAAGCAAUCUAAUGUGAGAUGUAAAUAGUUCAAACAAUGAAUAAUUGGAACAAAAUUACACUUAAUUMUAAAGAAUAAAAACACCA